AUGGCGACUCAGAUCAGCAAGAAGAGAAAGUUUGUAGCGGACGGUGUGUUCUACGCCGAAUUGAAUGAGUUUUUGACCAGAGAGCUCGCUGAGGAUGGUUACUCUGGUGUUGAGGUUAGGGUUACUCCUAUGAGAACUGAGAUUAUCAUCAGAGCCACUCGUACUCAGAACGUUCUCGGUGAGAAGGGAAGGAGAAUCAGGGAAUUGACAUCUCUUGUCCAGAAGAGAUUCAAGUUUCCUCAAGACAGUGUUGAGCUUUAUGCUGAAAAGGUUAUCAACAGAGGUCUUUGUGCCAUUGCUCAGGCUGAGUCUCUCCGUUACAAGCUCCUCGGUGGUCUUGCUGUUCGUAGGGCCUGUUAUGGUGUUUUGAGAUAUGUUAUGGAGAAUGGAGCUAAGGGAUGCGAAGUUAUUGUGAGUGGAAAACUCCGUGCUCAACGUGCUAAGUCCAUGAAAUUCAAGGAUGGGUACAUGGUUUCCUCUGGUCAGCCAACCAAGGAGUACAUUGACUCGGCAGUGAGACAUGUUUUGCUUAGACAGGGUGUGCUUGGAAUCAAGGUUAAGAUCAUGCUUGCCUGGGACCCUCUUGGCAAAUCAGGACCAAUGACACCAUUGCCUGAUGUUGUCAUCAUUCAUACGCCUAAGGAAGAAGAUACGAAGUCCGUGCCUGCUCAGGUUGUUGCUCAGGCUGCUCCUUUGAUGGAAGCUCCACUCACGGCCGUAGAUUACCCUGAGAUGAUCCCUGUAGCCUAG
This is a messenger RNA of Arabis nemorensis, 750 nucleotides long. NCBI's taxonomy places the organism in Eukaryota, Viridiplantae, Streptophyta, Magnoliopsida, Brassicales, Brassicaceae. The record is from the annotation of a GenBank genome assembly.